Molecule: messenger RNA, 4434 nt
Organism: Colletes gigas
Lineage: Eukaryota; Metazoa; Arthropoda; Insecta; Hymenoptera; Colletidae
Exons: 7
Coding region: 3358-4419 (353 amino acids)
Cellular component (GO): membrane; cytosol
Source: RefSeq, a predicted model, not a curated record
GGUUGCUGCGAGUGGAGACCCGAAGGGAUAUAGAUGGAAUCAAAGUUCCAUCGAUCUCCCUUUUACAUUCUUACAAGCUAGAUUACUAAACCAGAGAGAUAGAAGGAAGCAAUGUUCCUUCGAUCUUCUAGUUUAGUUGUACCAAGUAAUUGUUUCGUUUAAAAAGGGAUGAAGCUAUAUUGUGGGAUACGCGACGCGAUGUCGAUCAGCAGUGAUCGAUGCAAGGAACGAGAUACGCGACACGCGAACCGAGUAACUGGUAAAAAAAGUCAGCUCCGUUGCCUCUCGGCAAGUCCGAUCGAAGGGUAAGUGAAUCGACGCACCCGGCACAGAGGUUCCCCAUUUCUCCCACGCAUCCUGUUGGGAGCCAGAUGGACCCAACGCGGGACGGCUGACUGAGAGAGGGAGCGUGUGUCGGGGCUACCGCAGACAGGAACAGUCCCUGAUCCCCUCUGCGGCCGAAAUACGCUUUCUCUUGGAUCGUCUCGCCAGCGGACGGCAACUGACCCUUCGGAUCAGCUAAACGGCCCAUCACUUGCUUUCUACAUCGAAGCAGUGGUGACCGGAACGAGAAACGGGAGAACGGGUGAACAAGAAGCUGGUUGGUAAAGAAUUACUUGGCACAUACGCAGACGCAUACAUGGGAGUCGUCGAUGCUUAUAUCUAAUUUAAAUCUACCAAGCAAUUAUUUUGUUUAAAAAGGGAUGAAGGUAAAUUGUGGGAUACGCGACGCGAUGCUGAACCGUGCAGCGGAUGAACUGGACGAGAAGAAACGAGAGAACGAGUGAACGAGAAGCUAAGUUAAUAACUGCUUGGUAUCGCGGCCUUAAAAAUAAAUUUACGCAAUGUCCCGCGAUGUCCAACGAUGUCCCACGAUAAUAAAGGCCUGUAAGUAAUCUGAAACAAACUAAAGAAGGUGGCGGCAUUUACGAUUAGUUAAACAAUUAAAUAUAAUGAAUUGAUAAACACGAAGCCCCGAAAUAAAAUAAAUGGGCCCAGAGAAACCAGCGACGUAAAAUAGACACGGACAAGAGCACAGCAUGCAUAUAUGUACACCAAGCAACAUUAAGACAAGAAUAAAAUACGGGAACAAACACAUUUGCGAUCAAGGAGUCAGAGAAAUAAAAUAUGUAAGGAAUCCAGAGAAAUGAAAACGAGGUGAAACGAUAGAUUCAAGCCCAACAGACAUUUGAAUGUCGAAAAAGAAGUGAUAAAUUGGAGAUUGACAUAUCACUCACCACUGUGUCGAUAGUGGUCAAUGAAACAAAUUUGUACAUGCGAUAUAAAAUGUGCAUCGAACAAACCAAGGAAUAAGUAGCGAAAUAUGGAAGGAGACCAAAGAAGUAAAAGUAAAAUGAAACCCCACGUUCAAGCCCAACAGACGCUCGAAGGUUGGAAAAGAAAUUAGAAAAGGGAGAUUCGGAACUCGUUCUCUGCUGGUCACUAAUGGUCAGUAUUGGUCAGCAAAGGUGACCAGUGGUCAGUAGUGGUGAGAAAAGGUGGAGCGCAGAGCCACGGGGGUUCCGUCACGUCCGCCAGCGCCGAGAAAGAGAGAGAGAGUGAGUGAGAGAGUCACCGGUAGGUAGCCUCAGGUAGAAGAGUCGAAGGGGUGGGGAUGACCGUCCUUGGCGAGUUCACCAAUUAAUUGACGGUUAACCGUGCCUUUGACCGAAAAAUGAAUAUUCUACGCAAAAUGGUAUUAAAAACAAUUAUUUAUACAACCCACGCUAUCGAGCAUCAUUUUAACUAUUGCCUGAUGUUAAUUAAUAAUUAUUGCAAACAAUAGGUAUAAAAAUAUGGAGAAAUUUAUGAACCGUAGAUACGUAGAAAUUACGAAUACGCGUUACAGUGGCGUAAUUUCUAUCAAGAGACGUAAGUACAUACAAACAACCGACUACAUAUGAUACAAGCGAAAGAUAAAAUAAUUGUUAAGAAAAUAUAAUACGAGUCCAGUUAUAGCCUUAACGCAUCGACAACCGAUCGAAAUGUAUGUAUAGCAGAAACGUCGGGGUUUUGCAAUUAGUACGUUUCAAAAAUAAUUACAGCCUCCUUCCGGAGGUGAAACCUUUUAGUAGUCGAGAAGAAAUUCGUUGGCUUCGCAACCAAUAUAAAAGAUCUGUGCAGUUAUGGCAGCAAUAGUUUAUCGUCGUCUCUCGGAGCCUCUGUGAUUCUCGUAAUCGUCGAAAGAAAUUUCAGAAUAAACAUUAGUAUGUAAGUCGUUUCUUCUACAUAUACAGCGAGUCUCGCUCGAUCCAAGACCAAUUAAUUACACAAUUUUAGUGGUUUAAUUUGACGGAGAAUAUUGCAAAAUUUUACUACAGACACACUUGAGAGCGUUCGAAAUAAUUGGAAUAAAUUUAUUUAUUUAUUUUACGAAGCUAAAAGAAUUUAUUAUCUUUGGGAAAUUCAUUCUCCUGAUUUAACGAUAGAGUCUUGCUGUUUCUAUCCGAAACAGAGCUACUCUAUAAAUAUUAGACAACCCUAAACGUGAAAUUUUCUACAAAGGACAUCCUGGUUCGUCUCGAUCGUCGCCUUAAUUACAUUUAUGGAACUCGCGACGGGGAACACCUCUUCGAGCGUUGAAAGUCCUGUGAUGAUGACGCAUAAUUUUCCUGACGUGGUAAACGGCCAAAUCGCAAACGUUAUCUCUCUUGUUAUAUUUUUCAUCGAAUCUCGUUGAAUUUUAGAUGAAAACGAUAGAGGAUAAUCCAGACGACAGAGGGGUUAGAUUGUGUCAGAUAGAGUAUCAAAUGGUACGUUUCAUCUUUAAAACGUUUUAUACGAUGUACAUAAUGAACACGAUAUCUGUUUUAGACACGGAGAAGAGCUGGAAAGUGCGUGAAAAUAGGCCAUGGAAUGACCGGAUGUAUCUCCGGAGACUAUUUGAAUCCUUUUCAUCCGGACUGCUUCUGAGCAUAAACACCAUCUCUCGAACCGGCCGGGCAUUUCUUCUGCAUCCCGAUACUGUCUCGCGAUCUUAACUUGUGUUACCGAGUCUAUUAAAAUAGGUUUACCAAUUAAUAGAUAAAAAUAUAUCGUACCCCGUAUUCGUCGUAAUGGAUUAUUUAAACACUUUUUACACUUUCUUGAACACCGUAUUGUCCUUAAGGAAGAAAGAGGCGAUAAAUCUAAAUUGAUCACUGAUUGCGACCGCAAGGAAUUGUUUCACCUCCCACGAGUGGAUGUUAGGGACAACUGGAAGAAAUAUUCCACUCGAAAGACGAAUGGCCUGGAUCUCCGACACGUUCGAUCCUCGAUUAAGACAAAGUGGCUUUCGUAUAAAUUUCGUUAGAGGUUCGCGCGGUGCACGGUGGGGCUGUGCCGCUAUAAAGUCUUGGCAAAGUCGAGGAUGUCUGCAUGUUCAGGAUGGACGGGGUUCGAGCGUUGCCGAGCAUUUCUAUGGUCCUGCUAUUUUGCUUCUCUUCGUUCACCCAUGGAAGCCAUGGAACCGCCUUUCCAGACGAUUUCGAUCGAAAGAUAGAAACGCUGUACAAGGUAGUCGAUUACGUUUAUCGCAGACCCCAUCAAAUGAACGCCGACGUCACCUUAUCCAUCACGAUCGUCGAAGCUAACACAGCCUCCAUGUUUUCACACAAAAACAAGAAAUACCUGGGAGACGAACGCUACAGAAAGAUGCGAUCAAUUUUCAAUCGGUGCGUCGCGAUUCGGAAAUAUCUGCGCCGUAAUGUUGUGCCAAAAACCAAGGACAUGCAAGUGUUGCACGAAUCGUUGAGUAGACUUGGUCUCUGGCUGCGACAUAUUUGCUGGCAAAACGGCACCUUGAAGAAGAAGAGUCCGACCCCUGGAUUUACCGAGCAAGACGUUCUCGAUCUGGUGAUGCAAGGAACGCCGAAGGAAGAGGAGAGCGAUCGAUGUCUGGCUAAAAUCGUUCGGAACAAAUUAAACUCGAUCAAUGGAAUGCCAGAAACGUGCGUGGAGAUUUUGGAGAGAGACGAUCGCGUCAGAGGAUACCCACUCGUCCACAGAUUGUUCAUCAUCCAAGUUGCCAUGGCGACCGGAGUCGCGGUUAACGUCCCCUGCGAUCUGCUGGUCUUGUAUUGUUCCGCCAUUUUGCAAGAUCUGGUCGACAUCGAGGCGGCUGGUUUCCCUUUCAACACUCCGGAUUUAAUGAUGGAACAAGCUCUUUUGUGCGGAAUGGAAGGCUUCCUCGAGUUCACUGGGAAACGUUACGAGCGAUUGUUGAUGAGCUUCCCGCAUCCUAAUGGCUGUUUCAGUUCGUUCAGCCUGAUCGUUGGAAAUUUGUUUGCCAAAAACAGAUUUCCCGACAACCUGUCGCCGCACAUAGUCCGAAGAACAUCCUCGAAAACGGACUUUGACUGCGACAGCCAUACCACGGGUCUUGCGGCUGCGUUACUUUCCUUGUUCAUUCGCGAGAACAUGGAAAAUCUAUUACUAUAGACGUAAGACACGAUA